Molecule: messenger RNA, 5781 nt
Organism: Paramormyrops kingsleyae
Lineage: Eukaryota; Metazoa; Chordata; Actinopteri; Osteoglossiformes; Mormyridae
Product: POU domain, class 3, transcription factor 3-B-like
Biological process (GO): brain development; regulation of transcription by RNA polymerase II
Cellular component (GO): nucleus
Molecular function (GO): RNA polymerase II cis-regulatory region sequence-specific DNA binding; DNA-binding transcription factor activity, RNA polymerase II-specific
Source: RefSeq, a predicted model, not a curated record
GAACUUGAGGCAGUUACGCUCUGACAAUUCAAACGUUCGUUUAUGCAUGACAGGGAUUUCGACAAAACCCUCAGGUUAUAUUCAAAAACCAGGCGGCCCUGUGGCCCCAAAACCAAUCUUUAAAAAAUCAGUGUACACAAGACCUGCUUCUUACUCGCAGCGGAAUUAAUUUAAUUGUCCUGGAAGAGAAAUAUAGGACAUAACUUCUAUUUUUAAAGUUAGAAUUCCUUGAUAAUUUUGGGUUGUGACAGCAUAAAAUAUGCAUUCUUUUUUUUAAUCUGAGGAUUUUUUUCCUUAUGAAAAAUGGUUUUCAUGCAUGCAAUCUGCCAGCCGUCCGUCUUAUACUAUACGUGCAUCAUAUCCAAAUCAGAAUGGAAUAAUGCACGCAACGUGGCUGUACAGUUUAGAGGUCAAAUGUAUUUUACAGAUGAAGCGCUCGUAUCUAUAUAUGAACUUGUGCGUUAACCGCUUAUACAACGCACUCCAUCGCGGUUGUUAAAAAUGUAGAAAACGAAGAAGCUCACUUGUGCAGCUACUCUGUACAUCACCGGAUAAAACAAAGGGUCUUUACCAGUCUCCAGAGGACUACUCCGAUGGUCCACGCUUUGCUUGUCACUUUGUUUUUAUCCCGGAUAUCUCGUGCCCUUCGCUUGCGCUCAAAGUACCUCUGAAACCUUAUAUUUUCCGUUAACUCCGUGGAUGCCCUGAGCUUUGUGCUAUGUAAAUGAGUUAGGACAAGGUGAUUAGGAAAUCCCACCUGCGUUCCAAUAAUUUCGGUUUCAUCUUUUUUGCCGUAAUAUUACUCCUUGCAUUUAUUUAGCCUAAUCAUUAGCCUACAUGUAAUUCGGCACGUUAUAUUAACAAUAUCCCGCGUGCUGCUAUUUUAUGUGUAGUAUAGGUUUUUAGCUUUUUCAUAGCUUUUAAGUUAUCCGUCGUUUUUUUCCCACUCGAGCUUCAGAGUAGUUCAACUAUGUUAUAUUAAUAACGGCAUUUGAAAUAGCCCUCAAGGUUAAGUACAUGGAAUUUUCAACUUUAACCAUAAAUCGGGUAUAGCCUACCUCUGAUCAGGAAAGAACGCAACUAAUUAAAAAAAACAGUUAUUUUAGCAAAAGUUUAAAUUAACUGUUGUGGUUUAAUCAUUAAAAAACGUACAAUAUAAACUAUCUUUGUAAGUUAUAUGCGUAAAUAUUCGAAAGAUAUAUUUUAUUUCAUGUUUUAACGAUUUGUUUAUUUAUUUAGAUGAAAUCAAAAGCAGCCAAUUGAAACGGCCGGAAGGGGGCCCGUGGGCUCCGAACUGCCAAUCGCGCCGCGGGUAGCCAAUGAACUGUAGUCUUGCAUACGACUUCCUUUUAUUUGGGGGGAAGAUGUAGACGGUGUGCGCACGCUUGGCAUAGCGUAAACACUCAUGUGUCUCCGAGCUCGGAGGGAGGGACGAAGAGAGAGCUGUCAGAGAGAGAGAGAGAGAAAGAGAGAGAGAGGGGGGUGAGAGAGCGAGCCAGCAAAUGAGAGGGACCCUGCAACCGACUACAGCACAUUGUACUGCCGGAUUGCACUUCGAGUUCCCGUUAAUGCUUUUGCAUGUUGAAAUAUAAACACGAUGUUUUUUUGCGUGUAGACGUGUAUAAAGAAUACAACUAAAUGAAAAAGAAUCACGGGGGGAUCUCGGCGUCUCCGUCAGAAAAAAACGCAAGGAUCAGUCUCUGAUGGUUUCCUACUUAAGAAGAGGGAAUUUUAAAACGUCUGGUUUUUCAAAGGAAACUGGAGAAAUCUCCUGCAGUACUUUAAGUUUGAAUGGACAAACUUUUUUAACGUAACUUUUUUACUUUUCAAUUACAACAACAAAAACUUUCCUGAAGGACUUUGCAGAGUUUUGAAGGGCUUUUAUGUGCUGACUGGAUUUCCCAUUUUACAGUUUGUUAUGCCAUAUAUAUUUUUUUUCUUUUUGCGUUAUAAAUACAUAAAUAUUGUCAAUGUAUAAAUAACGGAUCCUGCGGAUUAACAGGAACUUUGCUUGUCUUCUUUUUGUCUUUUGAUUGAGUCAAUGGUGUACAGCAAGACUACCUAGACUUUUAAACCUUGAAUAAUUCAUGGAAUUGAAUUUGCGUGAUUAAAAAAAAAAAAAAAGGUUAGAUAAAAAGAAGGAGGCAUAUUCGACAGACACAGUCAUAAGGGUUAAAGGGAUGGCCACUGCGGCUUCCAAUCCCUAUCUCCCCGGCAAUAGCAUCCUGUCAUCCGGCUCCAUCGUGCAUUCAGACUCUGGAGCCAGUGGCAUGCAGCCUGGCAGUGCUGCAGUUACAUCGGUGUCUGGCGGCUACAGAGGAGAUCCCACGGUAAAGAUGGUACAGAGCGACUUCAUGCAGGGAGCCAUGGCGACGAGCAACGGGGGUCAUAUGUUGAGCCAUGCUCACCAGUGGGUUACCUCCCUGCCUCACGCCGCGGCCGCUGCGGCUGCAGCCGCAGUGGCAGCGGCAGAAGCGGGAUCGCCUUGGUCGUCCAGCCCCGUUGGGAUGACAGGCAGCCCCCAGCAGCAAGACGUCAAAAACAAUUCAGGUAGAGACGAUCUACAUACUGGUACAACGUUGCAUCACCGGCCCCCACAUCUGGGUCCUCACCAGUCUCACCCGGGGGCUUGGGGUGGAACCACCGCGGCUCACAUACCUUCGAUAGCCGCUGGACAGCAGCAGCAGUCGCUAAUUUACUCCCAGCCAGGAGGAUUUACGGUGAACGGGAUGUUGAACCCGCCCGGUAGCCAGAGUUUGGUGCACCCCGGUUUGGUUCGCGGAGACACCCCUGAGCUUGAUCACGGAAACCACCACCACCACCAUCACCACCAGCAUCAGCACCACCAGCAGCAGCACCACGGCGCGACGAACAGCCACGAGCCGCACUCAGACGAGGACACGCCGACAUCGGACGACCUGGAACAGUUCGCCAAGCAGUUCAAGCAACGCCGGAUCAAACUGGGCUUCACGCAAGCUGACGUCGGCUUAGCUUUAGGCACCCUCUACGGGAAUGUCUUUUCGCAGACCACAAUAUGUCGGUUCGAGGCACUCCAGCUAAGCUUCAAAAACAUGUGCAAGUUGAAACCGUUGUUAAACAAAUGGCUGGAAGAAGCAGACUCGUCCACCGGGAGCCCCACCAGCAUCGACAAGAUCGCAGCGCAGGGAAGGAAACGGAAGAAGCGUACCUCUAUAGAAGUCAGCGUAAAAGGCGCUUUGGAGAGUCACUUCUUGAAAUGUCCUAAGCCAUCGGCACAAGAGAUUACAUCUCUAGCGGACAGCUUGCAGCUGGAGAAAGAAGUAGUAAGAGUCUGGUUUUGCAAUCGGAGACAGAAAGAAAAAAGAAUGACGCCCCCGGGAGUGCCACAGACGCCGGAGGAUGUGUACUCUCAGGUCGGCAAUGGACAUUUUUUAGUAGAUUACUUAAAAGAUGCAAGUUUAACUGGGCCGAGUGAAACAAGCGACCAGAGGGUGACAACUACAAGUUCGUUCCAUCAGCAGAACCGAACGCGCAUUCGAGAAAAAACACUCAUUUUUGAAAGCUAACGAAGGAAGAGAAUGACGAGGCACCGUGACGACGGGAUCCGCGGACCUUCGACCGUACGUUGCAUAAAGGAGAGGAUUGUUUAAUAAUAGAGCUAAAACGGAUUGGAGGAUUUGCCCUUUUCCUGUCACCAUCUUAUAAAUAGGAAAAAAUGACAUAAAUACUGUUCGCCCCUCUGAUCUUAAAGAUCCAAUUCUUUGAAAUUUGCAUUUUGGACCGACUCACGUAAACAUUUUGUUUAUGAAUAAAAUGUUACAUAAGUAAAUAUUUAAAAAGACUUGUCUUCAGCUGCACUUACGUCACAUUCUUCUCUCCGAAAAUCUGUUGCCAAGUGUGACUGAAUGGGAUCCCUGGAUGAAACUUACCGCGCUGCCAUUUCAUAGCAGCGUCGUUUGGUAGGUUUGUAAUAAUAAUAAUAAUAAAAAAGACUCUGCAAAGCUGGCAAUAUAUAUUCAUUGGAUCAGUUACUGAUCGGAAUGAUUUACUUUAUUUUUUUUUCGUUCAAAUGAUUGUUUUAUUAUUUUAUUUGGAAUAACUAUGGACUCUUGCAAACGAUAAUUUAUUUUUCCCCGUACAGAUGUAGGUUGGUUUCCCCCUUGUUGUCACUGUUGUCUUAUUUUUAUUAUCAUUUGAAAGGAGCACAAAUCAGCAUAAAUUUUCAUGGACAGUUGUUAGUUAAUAAGGGUAUAUUUUGAUGUGAUUAUUUGAUUGUAAUUUAAUUUCGAUUAUGUUUCCGUAAAAGCUCAUUGAGAACAAUAAAUUUGUUAGAAAGAAAUGCCAUGACUACUUGUGUUGCAUGUGAUAACGCUGAUUUAUAUAUGGAAUAUUGAUUUGCGUGAUUUAUUAUAGACUUUCUUUUCAGUGAUACCGAGAAUGAGAGCUUGUUGAUCGUGUUAAGCGGUUCCAUUUUGUGCGAUACGGGAUUCAUUACAGUUUUUAUUUUUUUCGGAAAGGCUUUUUUUAAGAAAAGAAGUACAGAACCCGCAAAGAGCAAGUGCCAGAUCAUUAGUAAUUUCGCUGACGUUACGCUUGAUGAGUAAAAAUAAUUAUUUUCACUGCAAGUAAAUAUUCCGUGUCGAAUUCAAUUUAUGUGUUAAGUGUCUAUAACCUAAGUGAUAUAUAGCAACAAAAAUUGUCAUUGUUAGUAAUCUAAGCCAGUAGCGGUGAGGCCUAGUGAUUUUUAUCUGAAAGCCACAAAUGGGUAUUUGCAAUGCUGAUUCUUGGCCUAUAUCGACGUGUCUUUUCCUCGAGGCCGAUUAUUGGUCCACGAGCGGUUAAUUAUUUUUAAUUAUGUAAAUAUAUAUCGCAGGUUUUAGUCUCUUUAUGACCAUUUUAAUUGUUUUGUCUAAUAGCACAUUUGUGCUUGUCAGUACAUUGCUAUCCUUGACAAUCAGUACAUAUAACGUAAGGUAACACCAAGUAAUCAAAUAACACGCUGAAGCCGGCACAACUAUAAUAAUAAUCGUGGAGAAAUAUAAUCGGCUACACUUAAUGUUGCUUUUGAAAAAACAAAAAAAUGGCACGUGUUUAAUUUGGCGAUUGCUUGUAUAUAAAUUGUAGCGUCUAAGUAAAGGUAUUCUGCACAAACAUGAGUGUAAACACGGGCAACAGUAGGCUAUAAUGUUACUGAGGUUCCGUGUAAUCAACAGAUAUUAAAGUUACUGUAGGCACGCUUAUCUUUUUCUCCCGUUAAAAAACAGAUUGAAACUUUAAAAUACCGUCGUACAAUUACUGUUUCUUUAUAAACCGGUUGUCGGACAUCUUAACUAUAUGCUCAUUUCUUUUUUAUUUCAAAACAUAUUUUCUAUAUUUAAAUUCUAAAAUCUAAUGUAUUUAUAAAGUAGGAUGAAGUCCGGAGUGAUUCUACGCCCUGCCGUUGUUACAGUAUUCUCUUUGUAAAUAUAUGUACGGUGUGAUACAGUCCAGUCGAAGAUACAUGCAAUAAUAGUGACUGUCUGGCUAUUUUAUGGCAUAUCCGACCUUGGCAGAGAUGAAACACAGCGUUUAAUGUUUGUAAUUAUAUCUUUAGGCGAGGAUGCAGCGAUAAAUGUGACGUCACUGGAAGGUUUGAAUGAAACCUCUAAACUGUGGGGUUAAAUAAUCGACAAGACAGAAAAAAGACAGGGACGAUGUAAAUAAUUUAGAUAUUUACUUCUUAAGCUGAAAAUACUGUAAUUAGGCCUAUACAAAAUAAUGAUGUUGAUCCUUUUAAUAUUCUAAAUCUUAGUGUAAAAUAUG